AUGUGGAAUCCAUGGAGAGAAAACCUCAAAGACACGCCCAAGGAGUCUCUCAACUGGAGACUGUGGUAUGGCGUUUUCGUCUUCGGAUUGAUGGGCGCCGCCCGAGGUAUUGACGAGGGCCUCAUCGGCACCACCGCAGAGCUCGACCCAUUCAUCAACAAGUUUGGCUUGGAAGACCCAAGCAAGUCUGAGCAUGAAAAGGCCGAACUGCUGUCCAACAUCACAUCCAUGGUCCAGAUGGGUUCGAUCCUGGGCGCCCUCGUCGCCUUCUACUUGACCGACAAGAUUGGACGUAUUUGGGCUGUGCGCCAGCUUUGCGUCCUCUGGGUCCUUGGUAUCGCCAUCUUCCUCGGCAGCGCUUCGACGGGAAGCAUCGGCAUGGUAUACGCCGGACGAUUCAUCGCCGGUAUUGGCAUCGGACAGACCACUGUCGUAGCUCCUACAUACUUGGCCGAGACUGCUCCCAGGGCUAUCCGUGGUCUCUGUGUGUGCGCCUUCGCCGGUGCAGUGUAUCUUGGUAUCAUGCUUGCUUACUUCGCUUCUUGGGGAUCUUCCAUCCACAUCUCGAGCGAGACGGAUGCGCAAUGGCUAGUACCAAACAGCAUGCACCUCAUGUUCGCCGGCAUCAUCUUCACUCUCUCAUUCCUCAGCAAAGAGUCGCCGCGUUGGCUCAUCAAGGUCGGACGCCAUGAGGAGGCUCUCAAGAACUUGACACUCCUGCGCCAGCUUCCCGCCGACCAUCCAUACAUUGUGUCAGAAGUUUUGGACAUCAACGACCAGCUGAACCGCGAGCGGGAGGCUACCCUGGGCACUUCAUGGCUAGGCCCCAUCCGCGAAAUCUUCUCAAGCAAGGCCAACCUCUACCGCAUCCAGCUCAGUAUCUUCUCGCAACUGCUCAGUCAGUGGUCCGGCGCCAACUCCAUCACCAUUUACGCCCCCCAGUACUUUGAGAUGAUGGGGACGACCGGCCAAAGGGAGAAGCUCUUCGCUACCGCGAUCUUCGGCCUGGUCAAGCUUAUCUCAUCGCUGCUCUGUGCCUUCGUGCUUAUUGACUACAUUGGGCGCAAGCGCGCCCUUUCAAGCGGUAUUACACUCCAGCUCAUUGCCAUGCUCUACAUGGCAAUCUUCCUCUUCAUCGAUAAUAGCGUCGGUGAUGCGGACGCCCCUCAAUCCGCCAGCAUGAAGGGAGCUGCGAAAGGUGCAAUCUUUUUCAUCUAUGUUUCUGGCUUUGGAUGGGCACUUGGGUGGAACAGCAUCCAAUAUCUCAUCAACUCGGAAAUUUACCCUCUGCGGCUCCGCGCCUUGGGUGGCAGUUUCGCCAUGACGUUCCACUUCGUCAACCAGUACGGCAACUCGAAGGCUGUCCCGCUCAUGUUCAUCGCCAUGACGCAUGGCGGCACUAUGCUGUUCUUCAGCAUCGUCACCGCCAUCGGUCUUGUUUGGGUGUGGUUCUUCUUGCCUGAGACCAGUGGAAAGAGUCUCGAAGCCAUGGACGAGCUGUUCAACCUGCCCUGGCACCUUAUUGGACGCAAGGGAGCGGAAAUGACCAAGGGUCACGGUGGACUAUCCGAGGUUCUCGAUACCGAAGGCGAGAAGGCGGUUGGUGUGCAGAUGGAGGAGGUACCGGGUGCGCAGAGGAGAAGUGCGGAGCAAAGAGUUUAA
Molecule: messenger RNA, 1662 nt
Organism: Didymosphaeria variabile
Lineage: Eukaryota; Fungi; Ascomycota; Dothideomycetes; Pleosporales; Didymosphaeriaceae
Exons: 2
Coding region: 1-1662 (553 amino acids)
Biological process (GO): transmembrane transport; carbohydrate transport
Cellular component (GO): membrane
Molecular function (GO): carbohydrate:proton symporter activity
Source: RefSeq, a predicted model, not a curated record